CACAUCAACCAUUCUCCGCCAGAUCGUUGUACCCAGUGGUCUUAACGUACAGGCAUAGCUCAGUAAAUGGUUAUAUUCUGUAGCUUGAAAAUCUUUUUUCUGAAGCGUUUUUUCCUUCCGCUCCAGGACCAUUCUAUCCUGCCGUCUAUCCGUCACCAGCCCCCACGUCCUCGCCAAUCUUGACUCCCCACACCUUAUCCACCCAAUAAACUUUGUUAACUCACUCUGUCGUGUCCUGCGUUUGGGUCUCCUCAGUGACCGUAACAGCGUGAGGACUUGAUGAGAGAUCAGAUUAUCACACACACACACACACACACACACACACACACACACACACACACACACACACACACACACACACACACACACACACACACACCCCCAGCAGAUGGUCAGUCGGUGGAUCUGCUCUCAGGGUAAAUCUGCAGACGAAGGAAUAAAGUGUUACCUAUCGUCGGCUCCUGGAGACUCGAGUUUUCAGGAUGAUGCUGAACGACAGCUGGACCGUCAUGAACAACAGCAGCACGGAGCUGGACAGCAAGCCAGCCAGCAGACAGAAGAGAUGCUGCAGCUUCCUGUUUUGGUCAGUCGUCAUGCUGUCUGUUUUUGCGGUCGUUGCCACAGCAACCGUCAUUAUCCUGUACCUGAACCAGUUUCCUCUGCCCUUCUUCAGUAAAAGGGUUGGAGUCUUGGACCCAACCCCCUCUGUGAUCUCGACCAAUAGGGAUUCAGGAGCGGUGGUGUCUGUUUCCCGGGGGACGGAGGGAGAGCCAAUCAGCAUCUUCCUGGACCCGAGCUGCCCAGACCUGAGCGAGAGCUUCCUGCGCUGGGAGGCUCUGCAGAGCUCCCUGCUGCGCCGGCUGACCAAUCACAACGCAGACGACUGGCAGGAAACAGGAUUGGCCCGCACGCUGGGGGAGGAGCUGAAGGUGCUGACAGGCCAUGCCCACAACCUGAGGCUGGAAGCUGAUUCGCUGAAAACAGGUCAAGGUGUUCUGGAGCAGCGGCUGGAUGUCCUGCAGAGCGAGCAGAGCCGCACCCUGCAGGUGCUGCAGCAGCUGCACUCAGGUGUCAGUGAUUCUCUACUCAGCCUGCAGAGGGAGACAGACAGUCUGAGAAGAACCAAUCAGGAUCUGCAGACAGACUCCAGAGGCACAGCUCCCCGGCCCUCAGACUGCAGGGAUGUUUUAUCCUCCGGUGUUUCUCAGGACGGAGUUUACUCUGUGUUUCCGACUCAUGAUCCCGACGGCUUCAUGGUGUACUGCGACAUGACCACCGAUGGGGGGGGGUGGAUGGUCAUCCAGAGGAGGGAGGACGGCUCAGUGAAUUUCUUCAGAGACUGGGGGGCGUACAGAGACGGGUUCGGAAAAACUACCGGAGAGCACUGGCUAGGUCUCCAGAGGAUGUACGCCCUCACCGGAGCAGGAGGGUAUGAGCUGCGUAUCGACAUGGCCGACUUCGACAACGUCACGGCCUUCGCUCUGUAUGAGGACUUCUCCGUGGGGAGGGACUGUGUGAACCCUGAGGAGGACGGGUACCCUCUGAGUCUGGCAGGGUACUCGGGCACUGCAGGCGACUCCCUCCAGAAGCAUGCUGGGAUGCGGUUCACCACCAGGGACCGGGACCAGGACCAGUCUGAGAAUAACUGCGCCUCGUACUACCAGGGCGCCUGGUGGUACCGCAACUGCCACACCUCCAACCUGAACGGCCAGUACCUGCGGGGGGGCCACGCCUCGUACGCUGACGGGGUGGAGUGGUCCAGCUGGACCGGCUGGCAGUACUCGCUCCGCUUCACCGAGAUGAAGAUACGCCCAAAAACUAAACCCAACCUCUGACCCCACCUUCCCUGUCCUCUGUGCACUCUGACCCUGACCUUUGACCCCACCCUCCACUGGUUACUGAAUAGUCAAGAACUCUCUUCUGGACCCCGAUGGUAGACGUUGUCAGGACUCAGGACAGAUCUGCAAUUUUUUAAAACUGUUUUUUAGCAAGUAUUUGAACACAAACUGAAGAAUGAAGACCCCCCCCCCCUACAAAGUCACUGAGGACUCUAAACGCUGACCUUUGACCCCCCUGUGCAGCAACUGUGUUUAUACCGU
This is a messenger RNA of Eleginops maclovinus (Patagonian blennie), 2099 nucleotides long. Its product is annotated as fibrinogen C domain-containing protein 1-like. The record is from RefSeq and is a predicted model, not a curated record. NCBI's taxonomy places the organism in Eukaryota, Metazoa, Chordata, Actinopteri, Perciformes, Eleginopidae. Bases 483 to 1835 code for a protein of 450 amino acids. The transcript is spliced from 9 exons.